AUGCUCCAACAUUGGAGCCGUGUCGUUUUCGCUACUACUUAUGAGGAAUUCAAACAUCACUGGGAAUCAUUCAAAGAACACUAUUCAGACCCAAUUUUUCAACCGCUUGUUGAAUACAUACAGAGCGAAUGGAUCGAUGACUGUCCAGAGCAAUUCCUUCAUUUCCAUACCAAGCAAUACCUCCAUCUCAAUGAAAUUGCCACUUCUCGUAUAGAGGGAGGUCACUGGUUGCUUAAACAAGACCUACAGGUAUCUACAAAUGACCUGUUAGUUGUUCUCCAGACCUUUGAGCGCGUCGUCAAACUCCAAUUCCAGAAGAUCGACAAUGAGAUCGCAAAGCAGAAGAUGAGAAGACUAGCUAAGAAGGAGAUGAGGCUAUUUGAAUCGCUAUUCAAGAGGAUCUCAUUUAAAGCAAUCCAGCUUACGAAGAACCUUUAUUCACGAUACCUUCCAGAAGGGGACGACAAACUACCGAUUCCACCUGUAUGCGACUGCGACUCGAAGGAAACCGCCGGUUUCCCAUGCAUCCACCUUAUCCAGCAAUAUGAGAAGGACGAGAAGAGCUUAGAACCCCAUUUGUACCACCAACACUGGCAUCUAUACAGUGUAAUAGCGCCACCAAUUGACCCACUCCUUCUACUUCGGGAUCCUCUCCAUGUUCGACAACGAGGGCGCCCUCGAGGGGCCCGGAACUUCAUUUCCCAGCAAGGAGCUAGCCAGCAAGCCAUACAGCCUUCUCCGGAUCCUCUCACUGAGGAUCGAUCCACCCAGCGAGACCCCUCAGGAUUUGAACAUGUGCUUUCGCAGGAACGUGGACGGGGACGAGGACGCGGACGGGGACGCGGACGGGGACGCGGACGGGGACGGGGACGAGGCCAAGUGCAGGCAUAG
Molecule: messenger RNA, 891 nt
Organism: Penicillium samsonianum
Lineage: Eukaryota; Fungi; Ascomycota; Eurotiomycetes; Eurotiales; Aspergillaceae
Exons: 1
Coding region: 1-891 (296 amino acids)
Source: RefSeq, a predicted model, not a curated record